AGACGACGGGCACGCAGGCCAGUUACAUCGGUACCGCUCUUGCGCAGUUUACGUGUACCGUGUGUUCUUCAUCAACUGUGAAGACCACGAACUAAUGUUUUUAUUAUACUUGUUAUCUUUUUUGGUCUUUUGAGUGUGUACAUUGGAUAUCUGAUCAUCGUUUAAAGGUAUACUAAUUUUGAGAAAAACGUUUACCUAUGGCAAGGUGAAAAUAGUUCAAUUUAAAGCCAUGACCAAUACUUUGUCAAAGAAACCAUCCCAUUUAGACGGAAUACUCCUCCGUCAUUACAUGGGAGGUUUGCACAAGCGGUAGCACAAGUUAAAUUAAAAUAGGCAUGGCAGCUUUUAUUGGUAUAGGAGUGAUGAGGCAAUUGCUAUUUCGUCUAAUAUUUUGGGCUGCAAUAUUGUUAUGUUUUACGCAGCUAUUGAUAACUUUUUGGAAAUCUGACAAGUCGAUAGCUAUUAAAUCUGGAACUGCCAACGCCGGUAUGUUAUUCCAAAAUUACAUGUUAGAUAUUCAUGGUGUUCGGACCACAACGCCACCUUAUGAAAGUCUCCUGACAUUAGAACCUUGGAUAGAUAAGUUAUCGUUGCAGUCUGAACAACUUAUCAUGGAUCAGGUGCAAAAACGAUUGCCCAAUUUACCGGUUAGUUAUUGGAAUCAAAAUAAAAAUAAAGCCAUGUUCUACAAAAACGAAAGUUGCGCAAAAUUUCCUAGCAUUUACGAUCUUGAAUUCAAUAACGUUUACUGGCAAUCACUGCAAACAUCUAACGGAACAUUCUACUUAUACAGCGCUUAUUAUGAUGUUCGAAAACUAAGUAAAAUUGGACCAGCCAUUCGGAUACUAGGAAUGAUUAAUAGAAUUGAACCCGUAGUGAAGACCCAUUGCCAAUUGUGGUUUGAUGGGCUUAGACAACCAGUAAUUGUCAAGACAAUGGAGUACAAAUACAUAUGGUAUAAAAAAUGGGGUAACUAUAAGCAAGGUAUAUUCCAACCAUACCUGAUUGCUUGUCAGAUACCUAAAUCACACCAUCGAAUGGUACCCGCUUCAGUGUCAUUAGUGGAAAAUGUGUGUGAUAAAGCUACAAACAAUUUACGAGUGGUCUACGAUCGUCAAACUACUAAGAAGGGAUUUGCAGUGUGCGUUAAGGGACUAGACUUUUUAUACGAGGAUUUGUCUGUUAGGCUUAUCGAGUGGAUUGAACUUCUGCACUUGCUUGGUGCUGAAAAAAUAUUUUUUUAUCAAUUACAAGUCCAUCCCAACAUUAGUAAAGUUUUAAAUUAUUAUGAAACUACCGGAAAAGUACACGUGACACCACUGACAUUACCUGGUGGUCAACCAAACGUGCCUGGGUUUCAACAUCUUUACCUCACUAAAAAAGUGAACCACAAGCGACAGAACGAACUUAUACCAUACAACGACUGCCUAUACAGAAAUCUGUACACGUAUGAAUACAUUGCUUUACUUGACAUUGAUGAAGUUAUAAUGCCUCUUAAAUCAACAACGUGGAGACAAUUGAUGAAUACAGUACUUCCAAAAGCAUUAGCUAUCCGCAACGAAACUAGGGCAUCAUACAAUGUUCGCAAUGUAUACUUUCUUGACGAUCUCAUACAUACACAUGGUUGGUUUAAAACUAUACCUAAGUACAUGCAUAUGAUGCAGCACGUGUAUCGUAGUAAGAACUACACAAAGCCUAAUCAAUAUGUUAAAUGCUUUCAUAACCCUGAACGGGCGCUCACUUUACAUAAUCACUUCCCACUGGCGUGUUUAAGUCAGGGUUGCACUUCUUACGCUAUAGAGACUUCCGAUGCUCAGCUUCAACACUAUCGAGCUGAUUGUGUUAAGACGCUUAAAAAGACUUGUACUGAAUUUCGUCAAAAUAGUGUCAUUGAUACUACCAUAUGGAGGUACAAAAACAAGCUAGUUUCGAGAGUUUCCAAUACUUUAUCGUCAUUGGGUUUUUUCCCUGCAGUAUGAUUCACUAUAUUCACAUACAUUCAUUUGAAUCAAUAAAACGAAUGUAAUACAUUACUGUGACUUUUUGAAAAUAAAAACAUAAAGGUUAUUAAAAUUAAUUAAUAAAAAUUAAAGUCUGAAAUGUUUGUGAUAAAGUUACUGCUCAUAACUUCAAAAUAUAGUUCAAAAUUAUAAAAACUAAUAAUUACUAAUCAAAAGCUUUUUAAGCGAUAGUCAUAAAUGUAGUAAUAUUUUUGAUUUUAAUUGAAUAAGAGGACAUAUUUUUUAUCAUAAUAAACUCGGUUAUUUCUGGUUAAUGAUACUGAUUUUGUUACUUCACAAAAACAUUUUAAUGCGAUUAACAAAAUAUAGUAAUAAUAUUCCAAAUUUCUACCAUUCAAAUACCUUUCUAAAUUUUACCUAAUUCAAAUUGCAUAAAAGUAAUUUUUGUGGAAACAUUAAUUAUUAUCAUUUUACUAAUACUUAGAUAAUGUUCAUUAUUGUCAACUAUAAUCAAAAAAAAAAUUUUACUUAACCCUAAUUUGUUCUACAAUUUAAUUUUUACAUCA
Messenger RNA from Daktulosphaira vitifoliae (grape phylloxera), 2527 nucleotides. RefSeq lists its product as uncharacterized. The record is from RefSeq and is a predicted model, not a curated record. NCBI's taxonomy places the organism in Eukaryota, Metazoa, Arthropoda, Insecta, Hemiptera, Phylloxeridae. The coding region runs from base 336 to 1979 and encodes 547 amino acids. The transcript is spliced from 3 exons.